Hippocampus zosterae (dwarf seahorse) is the source of this 4676-nucleotide messenger RNA. Its product is annotated as rho guanine nucleotide exchange factor 26-like. The record is from RefSeq and is a predicted model, not a curated record. Bases 305 to 3151 code for a protein of 948 amino acids. Gene Ontology annotation, molecular function: protein binding; guanyl-nucleotide exchange factor activity. Lineage: Eukaryota; Metazoa; Chordata; Actinopteri; Syngnathiformes; Syngnathidae. Gene Ontology annotation, biological process: activation of GTPase activity. The transcript has 15 exons.
CGAAACCCGCCCCGCCUCAGAAGCGCACUUUGUCGCGCACUGCGCUGAACUACUCUGUGCACAUUCCGCGCCGUUUCGCCUCCAAAUCCGCCUUCACUCACUUGUUGUGCGUGUGUUCCCAUACGAUGUUGGAUUAACUCCUUGGAAUUUAGGAGGACUAUUGAGAGAACAUGGUCGACCUGCGGCACGUCAAUUGACUGCACGUUUCUGCUUCAGGGUUGAGCUCGGCUCUCCGCGGAGCGGUGGUGUUUGCACCGCAACCUUCCGGCUGUGAGGCAGAUAGAGAAGAGGACACCCGCGGACCAUGGAUUUCGGCAAUGACGUGGACCUGUCCAACAACAACAUUAUGCCCCUGUGGAAGCGACGUACGGACAACCACAGAAGCCCGCCGGACUCGAGGAAACCGCGGCCGUGUAGUUACCACGCCAACGGGGUCAUGAUGACGGACUUCCCAGCCGAGGAUAAGUGCGCUUUCACAUUGAGCCAGCCGGCAGAGAAACUUGUGGUUACAUCUCAGUGUGUGGGCAAGAACACGGCGGUGCUGAAGCAUGUUUUACACAAACCUUCCAAAAAGUCCAGAGUUGUUCGGAGUAUUAGUAUCGGGCACAUCUCCAAUGGACGCUUCUCUUUGUCUAAGUUCAAGUCAGAUGGCGGUAGAACGACUUCGUUGGACCACAAAGUGAGUAACGGAGUGUACAACACAGCAAAUCGUAGCAAUGGACCAACAAUCUGGCCCGACAAGUGCGGUCGCUCUCCUCAAGCCCUCAUUUCCAGUGUGUUUAGCCUGAACUUGCCGAAAGAGAAGACCCCGUCCUAUCAUAACAUACCCUCACCUGAAACGGUUCGACACGCCUCGAACAAUAACCACCUUGAACGGUCCUCAUCACCGUCCAGCCCGCAUCCUCCCGCUAGACGGACUCCCUCUCACAGUUCCACUUCGAGCAUCCCCUCCCUCUCCUCCCUCACCUCGUCGGACCCCCCGACACCACGCUCCUCCUCGCCGACCGACAGUCGGCCGCCCCUCCACAGACACUCUCCGCCUUCGCCCGCAAUCUCCCAAGACGGCGGGCAGGCUUCUUCUUCGUCGCCCCCCACUUCGAUUUCCCCGUGCGUGUCACCCGUUCCCUCGAUCGUACUCAGCACAAACAGCCCCGCCGCCCUGAAGAUGGGCACCCAGCAGCUCAUCCCGAAGGGCUUAGCCUCAGGUAGUCGGCAGAGCAAGGCACCCGCAUCCAGCCCGCAGGGCCAAGGGUUGGCAGGGCUGCUGGGUUUGGAUGCUCCCAAGCGGGCUUUAAAAACACUCAGCAUGGUGGAAACGGGGGCCUACUUUUCCACGGGAACGGGGCACGGCGAAGGGACCGAUGGGGAAAAUGAAAGCCCCGGGAACCUCAGGAGGGGGCUGAGGAGUACAUCCUACCGGAAGGCUGUUGUCACCGGAGUCGAUAUGGAGGCCCAGGCACUUUCCCAGCCCGCCGUGAAGGGAUUAGAUAGCGAUAAUAAAACUCCCCCAGUCAACCCCGGCAGUCCUCGCAUUGUAAAGCCCACCAGCCCAGGGGCACCCAAGCCUGACAGCCCGACAACUCCUACUGGCAUGAAAAAGAGCAAGACUCCUGACAAGAAGAACAUUCUGACCCCUCAACGCACCUUUGACAGCGAAGAGGAGGAACUGUACCAGAACUAUCAGGAAAAGGCGUUACAUAACGAUUCGGAUGAGGAUGCUGAUUCCAGAGAAGCUCCAUCCGAUAACGGCAUCGUGCUGCAAUACAGACCGAUCCGGACUUCCUGGAGCCAACUUACUGUGGUCAAGAAAAGUGGUCUGUUUGAUCGGAUGAGUCAGGAGGAGCGCAAAAGACAAGAGGCAAUCUUUGAGGUGAUCUCCUCCGAGCACUCGUACCUCCACAGUCUGGAGAUCCUCAUCCGCAUGUUCAAGAACUCGCCGGAGCUCAGCGAGGCCAUGACUAAGACGGAACACCACCACCUCUUUUCCAACAUCACAGAUGUCCGCGAAGCCAGCAAAAAGUUCUUUAAACAGUUGGAGGAGAAACACCAGCACAUCGCGAUCGACAGCAUCAGCGACGUCGUUUGCAAGCACGCCGAAUCCAACUUUGAUCCUUACGUGACGUAUUGCUCCAACGAGGUCUACCAGCAGAGAACCCUGCAAAGGCUGUUAUCCAAGAAUCCGGUUUUUAAGGAGGUGCUGAGCAGGAUCGAGGGCCACCCUGACUGCAGGAACCUCCCCAUGAUCUCCUUCCUCAUCUUGCCCAUGCAGAGGGUCACGCGCCUGCCCUUGCUCAUGGACACAAUUUGCCAGAAGACUCCAAAAGACUUGGUGCAGUAUGAAGAAUGUAAGAAGGCUUUACAUGCCGUCAGCAAGGUGGUGAGGAAAUGCAACGAGGGUGCGCGCACCAUGGAGAGAACCGAGAUGAUGUACACCAUUAACUCCCAGCUAGACUUUUUUAAGAUUAAGCCGUUCCCGCUGGUUUCGUCAUCCCGGUGGAUGGUGAAAAGAGGCGAGCUAACGGCCUUUGUGGAGGACAACGGCAUCUUCCUCAAGCGGACAUCGAGGCAACAGGUCUACUUCUUCCUCUUCAACGAUGUCCUCAUCGUCACCCGGAAAAAGAGCGAGGAGAGCUACUUUGUGAUCGACUACGCCCUGAGGGACGAGAUCUGGGUUGGCCCCUGCCAGCCAGAGGAGAUCAACCUGUCGCCAGUCCGCGGCACCCCCGCUGUGCUCAGCUCACGGCAGGCCGGCGCCAACCACCUCUUCCGACUGAGUUUCUUGAGCAACCACUGCGGCGAAAAAGUGGCCAUGAUUUUGGGGACGGAGUUACUGAAUGAGCGUGCUCGGUGGAUCAGCGCGUUGGGGCACAAUGUUAACAAAGACAAGAGUCAGGACAGGGCCAACGCCAUGCAGGUGGAGGUGAUCAGAACGUAUACCGCCAAACAGCCGGAUGAGUUGUCCCUGCAGGUGGCUGACGUGGUGCUCGUCUCACAGAGGGUAGAAGAUGGCUGGUACGAGGGCGAGCGUGUACGUGACGGCGAGCGCGGCUGGUUCCUGGCAGAGUGCGCCCAGCCCAUCACGUGUCAGGCCACCAUUGAGCGCAACAUGCAGAGGAUGGACCGCCUGCAGGGCCUGGAGACCAAUGUGUGACAUGGACACUGAUGUCUUCAGGGGCCGAAGGGACUUAAGCCUGAGCCGUUGUCCACAUUUGUUGGUGACCAUGAAUAACAGGGAGAACAUCAAGAUGGCGGACAUCUUAUGAAAAACUCAUAGGUCCUUGAGUAGGUGCUAUCAACUUGAUGGCUUCAAGAUCUCUUAAAAAAACAAAACAAAACAAACUUAAGUUAUUGGGACACCAGGUAAUUGCACCAACAUUGAAGACACAACCCUGUAAAGCAACCCUAAAAUGGCCGCUUCAAAGCAAAAUGGCUGUCCUGCUGUCUCUUCUUGGGUUCUUGAGACUGUGGGUCUACAAUAAACAUACCGACCUAUUUCUAUGUUGCUCAGUGAAACAAGCCUUUUAGGUAGAAUGAUUUCCUCAAGAGGGCGCUACUGAGCCAAUUUUGGAGAUGGGGUGCUCAUGCCCAGAACUCCUACACAACUUGAAAUUUGUGACCAUAUUUCUUUAAUAGUGGCCCCCUCUCUAAUGGAGUUCCUGGGUGAGUCAGAAAAAAACAAAACCCUCUCUCAAAUAUUCAUCCAUCCAUUUUCUGUAGCGCUUGCCCUCAUUAAGGUCACAGGUGACCUGGAGCCAAUCGCAGCCUGCCUCAAAUAUGCACCUCCUAACUAUGCACAACAGACCCAGGUAAUAAUUGAAGUACAUUUUAAUGGUAGUGACUGAAUUGACCUCUGUUAAUACAACCGCUGCUGCUCAAGUUUAAAUUCUGUUGCUUCGCAAAACAGCAACAAUGACUGAGGCAUAUGCUAGAUGUGUUGAACACUACUUUUGUCUAAAUGAAGUUCCUCAACUUCAUCAGAGUUCCUUGACACCAAGUCGCUACAAGAUGGUGGCAAAACACUACUUUUGUCAAAACGGAGUUCCUCAAUUUACAUCAUCGCAGUUCCUUGGCACCAAGAUGCUGUUGAGUCUUUCAGCUAAUGACGAUCGUUCAAUAGAAAAAUUAGCAAAAAAUAUGAAUUUGCGAACAGAAAAUAUGUGGGCGUUCAACAUAUAAUGUCUUAAGCCAAAAAAGCCUCCCAUAUCUGCAGUUAAGUAAAUAAUUGAUUCGAAGGUGUGUUCUAUGACGCAUGAACUUGUGUGAGGUUGUUCACUCGCGACUGGAGGCGCUAACAUGACCAUCUGCCACAGCCAUGGGGAGGGUCUGGCAAAGUCCUUUGCACCCACUCCCCUGAGAUCUAUACUUGCGAGCAUGAAUUACAGUAACAUGUAAAUUUGUUUCCUACUAUGUGUAAAUAUGUAAAGAAGUCUCAAUUUGUUGUUUUCGCGAUACAAUACAAUGUAGAUACUUGCCUAUUCGCCGUCAAAAUUUCAGAACCACUUUUGACAAAGUAUCUCUAAACUUGUGACUUCUACUGUAAAUGCUGUUAAAGAAAUUUUUGUUACGGCUCCUGGUACUGGGUGUUUUAGCUGGUACAGGUGUACCUAAUGAAGUGUCUGGUGAUUUUACGCAUGUCACGUCAAGCGUAUACAAUAAAAGCUACAUUUUUGACUCAA